UACAUGAGGGAGGCUUGAGUGACAGGAGAAAUCUGAUUGGUCCUGUUUGUUCUGUAUAUAGUGAUGUAGUCUACCACACAGAACUCACCUCUCUGUUUUACACCAUAGGAUCAGGUUCACAGUAUUUACAAGAUGAGACCCAGGAGGACAAGCUGAAGAGGGAGGCAGCUGGUGAGCUUGAGUUGAAGAUGGAAGAAGUGAAAUUAAGACAGGAUAUGAUGAAACAACUAGAGGAGAAAGACACACAACUGGAUGAUAUGACCCAGGAAGUGAGAGAGAAAGAGAGACUCCUGGAGGAGAAGAACCAGAUAAUGGAACAGAGGGAGAAACUAUUAGAAGAGAAAGAAAACCAACUGGAAGAGAAAGACAAGCAACUAAAGGAUAGAGACAUUCAACUAGAGGCACUGAGAAAGAACCUGCAGGACAAGAACAGCCAAGUAGAGAACUUCAGAGUCCUACUGCAGGAAAAAGACCUUCAACUAGAGGACAGCAACCACAGACUGGGAGAGAAGGACAGACUACUGGAAGAGAGAGACAGACUACUGGAAGAGAAGGACAAACAGCUGGAACAGAGAGACAAAUUACUGAAGGGAAAAGAAAAUGAACUAAAAGAGAGGAGGCAGGAAGUAGAAGAGAAAGAUAACCUACUAGAGGAGAGAGAGAAGCAGUUAAAGGAAAGAGACAAACAGCUGGAGGAUGUCAACAAUGAAAAUGCUGAACUGGCUCAACAGAUAUGUGAUGUGAAGACUGAGGUAGAGAGACUGAGAAGAGAGAUCUCAGCCCAGAUGACUGAACCUGGAGAGACGUCAGAUACAGGUUCCAUACUCCCAGUCAGGAGGAGACACAGCAAGGAGCUUCCUCCACUUAUGGGAGGAGAGAGCAGCAGUCCAGACUCCCCAGUGUCUCCCAGUGUGUCUGAGCUGAGACUGGUGCUGCUGGGGAGGACUGGGGCUGGGAGGAGUGCAGCAGGAAACACCAUCCUGGGCAGAGAGGAGUUUGGGGCCCAGGCCAGCCCCUCUGCAGUGACCCAGAGGAGUAAGAGGAGAGAGGGGGACGUGUGUGGGAGACGGCUGGUGCUGGUGGACACUCCAGACUGGUUCUGUCCUGGACUCUCUCUGGAGGAGAUGAGACAGGAUGUGGGGCUCUGUGUCCGUCUGUCUGCCCCGGGACCCCACGCCUUCCUCCUGGUCAUACCAGUGGAGCCCUCUAAGGGGGAGGAGAGAGGGGUGCUGGAGAGAACAGAGGAUAUGUUUGGGGAGGGUUGUUGGGAACACACUGUGAUUCUAUUCACUCAUGAUGAUGUCCUGAAAGAGCAGAGCAUUGAGGAGUUUCUCCAAGCAGGAAGUCAGGACCUCCAGCAGCUAGUAGAGAAAAGUGGGAGCAGGUACCACGUCCUCAACAUUAAGGACAGGGCCCAUGGCACUCAGGUAUCAGAGCUGCUGGAUCAGGUAGAGGAGAUGGUGGCAGGAAACAGAGAGAGAUUCUACAGCAGUCAGACCUACCAGGAGGCAGAGACCCAGGUUAGAGAGAUGGAGGGAAAGAUCCAGAGAGAGAGAGGAGAGAGGAAACAGAGGGAGGAGAGAGACUUGAGAGAGAGGCUUGAGAAGGAGAUGCAGGAUUCUAUGGAGGAGAAAGAUGGAGAAAUCCAGAAGCUCAAGAGAAAUAUCAGAAUUCUCAGAGAACGAAUAACAGAACUGGAGAGACAGGUGAAAGAAGAGAGGGAUGAGGAGAAGAAAAUAGAGCUGGAGAAGGAGCUGAAGAGGGAGUCUGAUAGGAGGGAGGAGAUGGAGAGAAAGAUGGAGAGAUUUAGAGAGAAGACAGAGAAUGAGAGGAGGGAGAUGGAGGAGAGACACAGACAGGAGAUAGAGGAGAUGAUGGAGAACUAUGAAGGAGAGGCCAGAGUUGAAGCAGAGAGAAACCUGAUGAAGAUAGUCCUACCUGAGUUACAGAGUAACAUCAUGAUCUCACAGACAAAGAUGCAGAGAGAGUUCAGCAGACAGAUGAAAGAGAAGAAUAGACAGAUGGAGGAGAAAGGUGGAGAGGUGGAGAGACUGAGACAGAACUUGAAAGAGGUCAGUGAAGCUCACUCAGUGUUGGAGGGGAGACUGCUGCAAGAAGGGAGAGGUCAGAGGGCACUGAUAGGGUUGUUGGGCUGGGUCAGGAGAAACUCAUCAAGUUGGCUUCUCCACAAUCUGACAUGAUUCACCAUCACCGUCUAUGUGUAGAACCAGACCAGGUCUACUGUCCACUGUACCGUGGUGAGUGACCAUGGAUCAUGGUGGUCAUGGGGAAAACAGGUCAGAAUAAUGUCUGGUCCAGUCUACAGUGUCUAGAGAAGGAGGGGAGGGAGGUCUGUAAAGAUCUUGAUGAGACGUAAAACAGAAUUCCAAACCAACGUAGAUUAUUGACCUUUGCACUGCAGCCUUUUAGAAUGGAGAGGGUUGUGGGGGGUCAGGAGGUCAGCGGGCGGAGUCAGAGACUGAGAACUCUAAAGAUCUGAGUGAGACUUUUACUCAGUGUUUGAGGAGGUCUACUAUUGAACAGAGAGAACCAUGCUGUAUUUACCAUACACUACUUCCUGUUCUUUAUCAAAUUGUUUCAUGUUGAAACUUUAAAUAUACACCGAGUGGACAAAACAUUAAGAACACCUUCCUAAUACUGAGUUACACUCCAAACAGCAUGGACUCUACACAGUGUCGAAAGCCUUCCACACGGAUGCUGUACCAUGUUGACUCCAAUGCUUCCCACAGUUGUCAAGUUGUCUGGAUGUCCUUUGGGUGGUGGACCAUUCUUGAUACACACAGGAAACCCAGCAGCGUUGCAGUUCUUUACACAAGCCAGUGCUCCAUGCACCCGUUACCAUACCCUGUUCAAAGGCAUUUAUAUAUUGUAUCUUGCCCAUUCACCCUUUGAAUGGCACACAUACACAAUCCAUGUCUCAACAUCCUUCUUUAACCUUCCUCCUCCCCUUCAUCUACACUGAUUAAAGUGGAUUUAACAAGUCUCCUCCCCUUCAUCUCCACUGAUUGAAGUGGAUUUAACAAGUCUCCUCCCCUUCAUCUCCACUGAUUGAAGUGGAUUUAACAAGUCUCCUCCCCUUCAUCUCCACUGAUUGAAGUGAAUUUAACAAGUCUCCUCUCCUUCAUCUACACUGAUUGAAGUGGAUUUAACAAGUCUCCUCCCCUUCAUCUACACUGAUUGAAGUGGAUUUAACAAGUCUCCUCCCCUUCAUCUACACUGAUUGAAGUGGAUUUAACAAGUCUCCUCCCCUUCAUCUACACUGAUUGAAGUGGAUUUAACAAGUCUCCUCCCCUUCAUCUCCACUGAUUGAAGUGAAUUUAACAAGUCUCCUCCCCUUCAUCUACACUGAUUGAAGUGGAUUUAACAAGUCUCCUCCCCUUCAUCUCCACUGAUUGAAGUGAAUUUAACAAGUCUCCUCUCCUUCAUCUACACUGAUUGAAGUGGAUUUAACAAGUGACAUGAAUAAGGGAUCAUAGCUUUCACCUGGAUUCACCUGGUCAGUCUAUAUCAUGGAAAGAUCAAGUGGCCUUCAUGUUUUGUACACACAGUGUAUGUCUACAGUGAAUUGAUGAGUAAUGCAUUAGAUUAUUGUUCUGUUGCUGUGGAGACAACUGUUUUGUGUAGUGGUUAGAGAGGAUACCAGUUAGAGACAACUGUUUUGUGUAGUGGUUAGAGAGGAUACCAGUUAGAGACAACUGUUUUGUGUAGUGGUUAGAGAGGAUACCAGUUAGAGACAACUGUUUUGUGUAGGGGUUAGAGAGGAUACCAGUUAGAGACAACUGUUUUGUGUAGGGGUUAGAGAGGAUACCAGUUAGAGACAACUGUUUUGUGUAGUGGUUAGAGAGGAGAUUAGUUAGAGACAACUGUUUUGUGUAGUGGUUAGAGAGGAGAUUAGUUAGAGACAACUGUUUUGUGUAGUGGUUAGAGAGGAGACUAGUUAGAGAGACAACUGUUUUGUGUAGUGGUUAGAGAGGAGACUAGUUAGAGAGACAACUGUUUUGUGUUGGGGUUAGAGAGGAGACCAGAUAGAGACAACUGUUUUGUGUAGUGGUUAGAGAGGAGAUUAGUUAGAGAGAAAACUGUUUUGUGUAGGGGUUAGAGAGGAGACUAGUUAGAGAGAAAACUGUUUUGUGUUGGGGUUAGAGAGGAGACUAGUUAGAGAGAAAACUGUUUUGUGUUGGGGUUAGAGAGGAGACCAGUUAGAGACAACUGUUUUGUGUGGUGGUUAGAGAGGAGACCCGUUAGAGACAACUGUUUUGUGUAGUGGUUAGAGAGGAGACCAGUUAGAGACAACUGUUUUGUGUAGGGGUUAGAGAGGAGACCAGAUAGAGACAACUGUUUUGUGUAGGGGUUAGAGAGGAGACUAGUUAGAGACACCUGUUUUGUGUAGUGGUUAGAGAGGAGACUAGUUAGAGACAACUGUUUUGUGUAGGGAUUAGAGAGGAGACUAGUUAGAGACACCUGUUUUGUGUAGUGGUUAGAGAGGAGACUAGUUAGAGACACCUGUUUUGUGUAGGGGUUAGAGAGGAGACUAGUUAGAGACAACUGUUUUGUGUAGGGAUUAGAGAGGAGACUAGUUAGAGAGACAACUGUUUUGUGUAGGGGUUAGAGAGGAGACCAGUUAGAGAGACAACUGUUUUGUGUAGGGGUUAGAGAGGAGACUAGUUAGAGACAACUGUUUUGUGUAGGGAUUAGAGAGGAGACUAGUUAGAGAGACAACUGUUUUGUGUAGGGGUUAGAGAGGAGACUGGUUAGAGAGACAACUGUUUUGUGUAGGGGUUAGAGAGGAGACCAGUUAGAGAGACAACUGUUUUGUGUAGGGGUUAGAGAGGAGACUAGUUAGAGACAACUGUUUUGUGUAGGGAUUAGAGAGGAGACUAGUUAGAGAGACAACUGUUUUGUGUAGGGGUUAGAGAGGAGACCAGUUAGAGAGACAACUGUUUUGUGUAGGGGUUAGAGAGGAGACCAGAUAGAGAGAAUCCCACUGUAUUUUCCUCCACUGUGAGAGAAACAUAGGAGUGUUAUUAUUUUACCACAGUCACACUGUUGUUUUCUAUUUGCUGACCUUCAUCAAUCAAAGUUCAUCAGGAUCCUGCUGUUGUUGUGAUGUAAUGUUUCAAGUUGAAACCUUAAACAUAUCUCUACAGUAGAAAGAGGAGGAAGGGAAGCGCUACUAAGGUACACAAUAGUACAUUUUGGUAGACAGAAGGUGCUCUUUGGUAAAAGGGGUGAAUUGGUCAUCAAAAAGAAAGGAGGACCAAGGCACUCGUCAUAUAAUUAAUUAAAAUGCCUUUAUUUGUUAUGGCAUGUUCAAUAGAAACAACGUUUUUAAAAAUCCGACGCGUUUCGGCUGCAUGGCCUUCGUCAGGAAGUACAAAGAAAUAAAACAAUGUCCUCUAUUGAACAGCUUAGCCCUAAUUUGUAGAGGGAGUGGUUACAAAAUUGAUUGGACACAACUAGUAAGCAAUACUAUACACAUUAAAAAGUGAAAUACUGUAGCUAUGUUACCAUAAAAAUACAACUCCAAGCUAGAAGUAUCAGAACACUUAGAUAUGACUGGGAGAAGUGUCAAGACUAAGUACGCAAUAUAUUCCAUAGAACACUAGAACACAGCAAUAUAUUCCAUAGAACACUAGAACACAGCAAUAUAUUCCAUAGAACACAGCAAACAUGAACAACAACAGUCUAAACAUAGCUGAGGGCAAUUGAGCAAAAUGUCCACUAGAUGGCAGCAAAUGGACCCAUCACGACCCUACAGGAAGGGUGAGAAAUCCAUAUCUUCAUUUAAACCAGGGUAUUUAGUGGCCUGUAGUUUGUAAAUCCAUAUCUUCAUUUAAACCAGGGUAUUUAGUGGCCUGUAGUUUGUAAAUCCAUAUCUUCAUUUAAACCAGGGUAUUUAGUGUCCUGUAGUUUGUUUUAUCCAUGUCUUCAUUUAAACCAGGGUAUUUAGUGGCCUGUAGUUUGUAAAUCCAUAUCUUCAUUUAUCCAGGGUAUUUAGUGGCCUGUAGUUUGUAAAUCCAUAUCUUCAUUUAAACCAGGGUAUUUAGUGGCCUGUAGUUUGUAAAUCUAUAUCUUCAUUUAAACCAGGGUAUUUAGUGUCCUGUAGUUUGUAAAUCCAUAUCUUCAUUUAAACCAGGGUAUUUAGUGGCCUGUAGUUUGUAAAUCCAUAUCUUCAUUUAUCCAGGGUAUUUAGUGGCCUGUAGUUUGUAAAUCCAUAUCUUCAUUUAAACCAGGGUAUUUAGUGGCCUGUAGUUUGUAAAUCCAUAUCUUCAUUUAAACCAGGGUAUUUAGUGGCCUGUAGUUUGUAAAUCCAUAUCUUCAUUUAAACCAGGGUAUUUAGUGGCCUGUAGUUUGUAAAUCCAUAUCUUCAUUUAAACCAGGGUACUUAGUGGCCUGUAUUUUGUAAAUCCAUAUCUUCAUUUAAACCAGAGUAUUUAGUGGCCUGUAGUUUGUAAAUCCAUAUCUUCAUUUAAACCAGGGUAUUUAGUGGCCUGUAGUUUGUAAAUCCCAUGUCUUCAUUUAAACCAGGGUAUUUAGUGGCCUGUAGUUUGUAAAUCCCAUCUCUUCAUUUAAACCAGGGUAUUUAGUGGCCUGUAGUUUGUUUUAUCCAUGUCUUCAUUUAAACCAGGGUAUUUAGUGGCCUGUAGUUUGUAAAUCCCAUGUCUUCAUUUAAACCAGGGUAUUUAGUGGCCUGUAGUUUGUAAAUCCCAUGUCUUCAUUUAAACCAGGGUAUUUAGUGGCCUGUAGUUUGUUUUAUCCAUGUCUUCAUUUAAACCAGGGUAUUUAGUGGCCUGUAGUUUGUAAAUCCAUAUCUUCAUUUAAACCAGGGUAUUUAGUGGCCUGUAGUUUGUAAAUCCCAUGUCUUCAUUUAAACCAGGGUAUUUAGUGGCCUGUAGUUUGUUUUAUCCAUGUCUUCAUUUAAACCAGGGUAUUUAGUGGCCUGUAGUUUGUAAAUCCCAUGUCUUCAUUUAAACCAGGGUAUUUAGUGGCCUGUAGUUUGUUUUAUCCAUGUCUUCAUUUAAACCAGGGUAUUUAGUGGCCUGUAGUUUGUAAAUCCCAUGUCUUCAUUUAAACCAGGGUAUUUAGUGGCCUGUAGUUUGUUUUAUCCAUGUCUUCAUUUAAACCAGGGUAUUUAGUGGCCUGUAGUUUGUAAAUCCCAUGUCUUCAUUUAAACCAGGGUAUUUAGUGGCCUGUAGUCUGUAAAUCCAUAUCUUCAUUUAAACCAGGGUAUUUAGUGGCCUGUAGUUUGUAAAUCCAUAUCUUCAUUUAAACCAGGGUACUUAGUGGCCUGUAGUUUGCAAAUCCAUAUCUUCAUUUAAACCAGGGUACUUAGUGGCCUGUAGUUUGUAAAUCCAUAUCUUCAUUUAAACCAGGGUAUUUAGUGGCCUGUAGUUUGUAAAUCCAUAUCUUCAUUUAAACCAGGGUAUUUAGUGGCCUGUAGUUUGUAAAUCCAUAUCUUCAUUUAGACCAGGGUAUUUAAUGGCCUGUAGUUUGUAAAUCCAUAUCUUCAUUUAGACCAGGGUAUUUAAUGGCCUGUAGUUUGUAAAUCCAUAUCUUCAUUUAGACCAGGGUAUUUAAUGGCCUGUAGUUUGUAAAUCCAAAAACUGUUUAAGACGCUCCCCUUUUCUAAUAGAGGCCGGAACAUGAUCAAUACCCAUAGCUUGUAGGGAGGCAGGGUUGCCAUGGUGUAAGGACUUGUAGUGCCUUGCCAUGGGGUAGUCUUCAUUGCCUACCCGUAUGGCGUCCUUGUGUUCCGUUAAGCGGUCUUGAAGGCGUCUCUUCAUCCUUCCAAUGUAGAACACCUUGCACUGUGCACAUUCCAAUCUAUAGAUGACAUGAGUGGUUUUGCAGUUAAUGAAAUGCUUGAUGUAAUACUCCAUUUUGGAAGCUGUGUCAACAAAAUACUUUUUCUGUGCAAUAUUUCUGCAAUGGUUGCACUGGUUACAUUUAAAAGAGCCCUUGGGUUUGUGGUCAAGCCAAGUUUUUGAGAGUCACCCGGAAGAUAACUGUGGACUAAUUUGUCAUUUAGGGUAGGACAUCUCUUAAUCUCUGGGAUAUGUGGGACGGUAGCAUCCCACCUCGCCAAUAGCCAGUGAAAUUGCAGGGCGCCAAAUUCAAAACAACAGAAAUCCCAUAAUUAAAAUUCCUCAAAUAUACAAGUAUUAUAAACCAUUUUAAAGAUAAAAUUGUUGUAAAUCCAGCCACAGUGUCCGUUUUCAAAAAGGCUUUACGACGAAAGCACACCAAACGAUUAUGUUAGGUCUGCACCUAGUCACAGAAAAACACAGCCAUUUUUCCAGCCAAAGAGAGGUGUCACAAAAAGCGGAAAUAGAGAUAAAAUGAAUCACUAACCUUUGAUGAUCUUCAUCAGAUGACACUCAAAGGACUUCAUGUUACACAAUACAUGUAUGUUUUGUUCGAUAAAGUUCAUAUUUAUGUCCAAAAAUCUCCGUAUACAUUGGUGCGUUAUGUUCAGUAGUUCCAAAACAUUUGGUGAUUUUGCAGAGAGCCACAUCAAUUUACAGAAAUACUCAUAAUAAACAUUGCUAAAAGAUACAAGUGUUAUGCAUGGAAUUUUAGAUUCACUUCUCAAUGCAACCGCUGUGUCAGAUUUCAAAAAAACUUUACGGAAAAAGCACACCAUGCAAUAAUCUGAGUACAGCGCUCAGACACAAAAACAAGCCAUACAGAUACGCGCCAUGUUGUGGAGUCAACAGAAGUCAGAAAUAGCAUUAUAAAUAUUCACUUACCUUUGAUGAUCUUCAUCAGAAUGCACUCCCAGGAAUCCCAGUUCCACAAUAAAUGUUUGUUUUGUUCGAUAAAGUCCAUCAUUUAUGUCCAAAUACCUCAUUUUUGUUCACGCGUUUAGUUCACAAAUCCAAAUUCAUGAGGCGCGAGCACUAGGUCCAGACGAAAAGUAAAAAAGUUCCGUUACAGUUCGUAGAAACAUGUCAAACGAUGUAUAGCAUCAAUCGUUAGGAUGUUUUAUUCAUAAAUCUUCAAUAAUGUUCCAACCAGAGAAUUUCUUUGUCUUUAGAAAUUAAAGGGAACGCAGCUACCUCUCACGGACGCGCGCGUGAUCAGCUCAAUGCAGACACCUGGUUGAAACAGCUCUCUUUCUCUCCCCCUUCAUAGUAGAAGCCUCAAACAAGGUUCUAAAGACUGUUGACAUCUAGUGGAAGCCUUAGGAAGUGCAAUAUCACCCCAUAGACACUGUAUAUUUGAUAGGCAAUGACUUAAAAAACUACAAACCUCAGAUUCCCACUUCCUGGUUGGAUUUUUUCUCAGGUUUUUGCCUAUCAUAUGAGUUCUGUUAUACUCACAGACAUCAUUUAAACCGUUUUAGAAACUUCAGAGUGUUUUCUAUCGAAAUCUACUAAUUAUAUGCAUAUUCUAGCUUUUAGGCCUGAGUAGCAGGCAGUUUACUCUGGGCACCUUUUUAUCCAAGCUACUCAACACUGCCCCCCAGUCCCAAAGAAAGCUUAUGACGACUGGUGGCUCAGGAAAGACUUGGCGUAGUAGCGUAUCACUUUGGAUUAUUCCCCAAUUAUUUUUAAUUAUUAUUUUAAUGUUCUCUGCUUCAGUGCUGUAUUUUGUAACAAAAUACACUCUUGGAGGGGAUUUGUUUUCACAUGGAUUUAUAGCUUGUUACUUCAGAAGCAAAUCUGUUGAUAUCCAGAAAAUAGAAAUUAAUGUAUUAUCAGGGAACAAUCUUUGCAAAAUAAGGCAAUUGAUAUGUUAUUAACUUGAGGUAUGAAAUAAGGUAUAAGGUAUGAAAUUAAGUAUAAAAUAAUUGGAAUGUUAAUGACAUCUCCAUGGGUCCACCUUGGGGGGUCAAAGGUCAUACCUGUAUGCAUUUUGGGGUAUAUUGAUGAGACAGAAUGGGCAGCAUUGGGAUGUGUUUUAUUAUCACAUCGUACCAUAGAUGAUAACUACAACAAACUCCCCACAGAACAAGGAGACCCAUUUGAAAAGUUUCAUAGAGUCAUCAUGGAUUCAGUGUAAAAUCAGUCACAACAACCUAUUUUAAAAUUGGCCGCCAUUCAUUUCAAUGUGGAGGAACUGAAUAUAUUUCUCAGGGCAGAAAUGAAUAAAUAAUUGGUUUAAUAAGACUAAUAAAGACUGAAAAUGUGUGUUACUGUGAGGAAAGUGUUAAAAGAUGUCCCAGUAUAUGUAUUUAGUAAAAUAUUACCAGAGCGUCUGCUAAAUUACUAAAAUGUAAAUGUAAUAAUGGUAGAAAUAUGACAAAACACCAAAAAUAAUGUCUGAAGUUAAGACGGACUGAGGAGAUCUGAUAGGUUUCUUUCUAUGAGAUAAUAUCAGUCAUUUAACAUGACCUUUAUCAAUUAUGAAGCCUUUAUGUGCUUUAUGUGCAGAAAUUAUUAAAGUAAUCACAAAAUGUGACGUUAGCUGAUGAAGAUUAUCUCAUCGAACAAAGUGGAUAACAUUUCCUCAGCCUGUAUUUACCAAAUAACUCAUUUUCGGCGAUAAUUUUAAAAAACUACAAAAACGCCAUUCAUUACCCCAUAGGCUGUCGAACGAAUCAUGGCGGAGUUAGUACCUACAAAAAUAUGCCGUUACUAUUUCUCUCUAUAGCUGGACCAGGGAGCUGGCUGAAUGUAGUGCCCCCCCCCCCCCCCCCUCACUGUAUGUAAUAACACACUAAAAUGUCUGGGCUAACAAUGUAAGAAAUAACACUGCAAAGUUUCCUCGGGGCUAGAAGCACGGCUCUCUAUCGGCGCCAUUUUAUAUAUUGACUACGUCCGUCCUAGCUCGCUCAUUUUUGUCUUCAUCGAAAUUACGGAUUGCCUCUUGUCCGCUUGUCGUCCCCUUAUGCCAUAGUUUGAUCAAGUAUAUUAUGGAAGCGCAAAUGUGCUAAUAAUUGGAAUGUUUGAUAAACUUGGGAAUGGAAUUCAAAACACAGCGCUGUGAAAACAAUGAAGUUUGAGUUUGGGAAACACUGAGAUCCUCUGCAUCAAUGUAGCCUAGUCAGAUGUCUAUUAUUAGUUAUAAUGUGGAAAUACAAUGCAUCAAUGUAGCCAAGUCAGAUGUCUAUUAUUAGUUACAAUGUGGAAAUACAAUGCAUCAAUGUAGCCAAGUCAGAUGUCUAUUAUUAGUUACAAUGUGGAAAUACAAUGCAUCAAUGUAGCCAAGUCAGAUGUCUAUUAUUAGAGAUAAUGUGGAAAUACAAUGCAACAAUGUAGCCAAGUCAGAUGUCUAUUAUUAGUUACAAUGUGGAAAUACAAUGCAACAAUGUAGCCAAGUCAGAUGUCUAUUAUUAGUUAUAAUGUGGAAAUACAAUGCAUCAAUGUAGCCAAGUCAGAAAUAUAUUAUUAGAGAUAAUGUGGAAAUACAAUGCAACAAUGUAGCCUAGUCAGAUGUCUAUUAUUAGUUAUAAUGUGGAAUUACAAUGCAACAAUGUUGUCACGCCCUGACCUUAGAGAGCCUUUUAAUGUCUCUAUUUGGUUUGGUCAGGGUGUGAUUUGGGGUGGGCAUUCUAGGUUUCGUUUUCUAUGAUUUUGUGUUUCUAUGUUUUGGCCGGGUAUGGUUCUCAAUCAGGGACAGCUGUCUAUCGUUGUCUCUGAUAGGGAACCAUACUUAGGUAGCCCUUUUCCCUCCUUUCUGUGUGGGAAGUUGUCUUUGUUUGUUGGCACUAUAGCCUUAAGCUUGUUUUUGUAUUGUUUAUUGUUUUUGUCGGCGUCAUCCAAAAUAAAAAGGAAUAUGUAAGCUCA
Messenger RNA from Salvelinus fontinalis (brook trout), 11753 nucleotides. Its product is annotated as myosin-11-like. The transcript has 5 exons. Bases 189 to 2201 code for a protein of 670 amino acids. The record is from RefSeq and is a predicted model, not a curated record. Gene Ontology annotation, molecular function: GTP binding. Lineage: Eukaryota; Metazoa; Chordata; Actinopteri; Salmoniformes; Salmonidae.